Portunus trituberculatus (swimming crab) is the source of this 7892-nucleotide messenger RNA. RefSeq lists its product as uncharacterized. The coding region runs from base 277 to 4848 and encodes 1523 amino acids. The record is from RefSeq and is a predicted model, not a curated record. Gene Ontology annotation, molecular function: protein binding. The transcript is spliced from 31 exons. NCBI's taxonomy places the organism in Eukaryota, Metazoa, Arthropoda, Malacostraca, Decapoda, Portunidae.
CAACAGUAAUUCCAGAUACUUUAAUUUUGAAAGAACAAAAGUGUUAGUUGUAAAAUAGGUAAAGCAGGAUAUAAAAAACUUAUUACUUUUGUAAGUGGAGAGAAUUAAUUGGCAGAAAAUAAAUGCACAAGAAUUUCUUCAAGGAAGAAUUUUAAUUUUUGUGAAGUAUUGAUUUCUGUGAAGUGUUCCUGGAAAGAACAGCAUAUCAGAGAUAUAGGAAAUGAUAAAGAUACAUACAUAAGACAGUUGGCCUCAUUCACAUCUUAUAAAACCAAGAUGAAGUGUUGCACCAAGCCUAGAUCAGCAGCAGUCUACCGUCAGGCAUUUGGGAAAAUGAGUCUGUCAUUGGUGGCUGUGUUUGUGCUAGCAGCAAUAUUGCAGCCAACCAGUGCAUUCCUUCCAACCAGUCUUAACUACUCUGAUCCAAAGUUGGAAGCCCUUUUCUGCCCAGAGCAGAUGACUGGAAUUACUUGGGACCAUAAGGCCAUCACGAGGGAGGCACUGAGACGGGAAGUCCGCCGCUUUCUCCUGGAGACUGUCUCAACCACCAAUCAAACAUUAACAAUUCCUGAGGAUGCCUCUCUUGUUGAGAUCUUCAGUGCAUAUUAUGGUCCCAAUGCAUCGCCUGUCCGCUUCAUCAAGGCUGUGAACAGUAUAACUUGGAGUAAUGCCAUGACUGAAGCUGCAGGACACUUAAGAUUCCAAACAGCUUACCACAUGGAUGGGGAGAGUCUGUUGGAGGGCCACAUGCUCCUUCAGGGACGUUACCAUGAGCUUGUGAGCACCAUUAGUGUGGAUGAAGCCUACACCUUUGCUAGGCAACUCUUGGGCACAUCUCUAAAUAGCAUUCAGGACUUUUAUUCUCAAACAACUUGGGUGGAACUGGGACGGGAUGGAGUCCUGGAGGGGUUGGGGUUGCCAGGGUCUGACCUGGGGGAGGUAGCAGGCCCAAGUGACCCCACAUGUACAGACUGUGCCUCUACAACAGGAGAAUGCAGGGACAAUGUGAUUCCAGGAAGUCUGCUGUCAAGUGGCUACUAUGAAUAUGAUACAUUUGGUGCUGCAGAAUUUAUUGUUCGCAAGCCAAAAGAUGCUGGCAAAUGUAGCCAUGGAAGUGUAAUGGACUCCUCUGUGACCAAGGCAGCUACAGGAGGCAUCAACAAAGAAACUUCCUCACCCUGUUUUUCUCCCCACCAUCACCUCCACCAGCAGGCUGUGGAAGCUGCUAUUUCAGCCAGUGAGUUGUAUCUGGCUCAUCUACGAGACUCUGUUGGUGAUGAACACUUCCGGAAUCUGUUGGACCUCUACCCGGGAUCAGCGCUUUCCAUCAUCAUUGACACCACAGGCUCCAUGACGUAUGAGAUCGCAGCAGUGAAGGAACAGUCGCGGCUCAUUGUGGAAAAAACUCAUCCUGAGCUUUACAUCUUGGUGCCUUAUGCUGACCCAAGUUAUGGGCCAGUCACAGAAACCUCAAACUCUGAAGAGUUUCUAGAGGAGCUAGACAAGCUUGAGGCAUUUGGAGGAUGCUGUUGUUUGGAGGAAAAGUUUUGGCAUGGGCUUCAGUUGGCUCUUGCUUACACUCCAGAUUACUCCAAUAUAUACUGCUUCACAGAUGCAGGGGCCAAUGAUGCUGAACUGAUGGAGAGUGUCCUUGCUGUGGCAAUAUCAAAGCAUUGUAAAGUGACAAUAAUCCAUAGCAACAAUGAGAGAAGCAAAGCCAGUGAUUGUGUUGGAUAUGAAGUUUCAGGAGUGGAGGAGUACAAGCAGCUGGCAAUUCUUACAGGAGGAACUUUUGUUGAAAUUGACAAGUUUGAUGUGGAUGAUGUUUUGGGCAUCAUGAAUGAAGGAGUUCAGGAAAAUGAAGUAACGCUUCGUGUGCUGGACAAAGUAGUGGGAAGACAUAACCUCAGUUUUCCCGUGGAUGACUCCAUCAGUUUGUUUGGAGUGGUCCUUAGUGGAAAUCUUCAGCAUGCCGUCCUCAGCCAUUCUGCAGGUGUUGCAUAUGACCUAAUGGACCACGAGAUGCUGGAGGGAAGUGAGCGGGUGGAGGUGGUUUCUUUCACAACUUCCUUUAAGUCAAUCAGAUUCAUCAACCAGUCUGUAGGUGAAUGGACUCUUAAGCUAGAUGGAGGGUCGUCAGAGUUCACAGUUGCUAUCACUGCCAUCUCCAGUCUUUCCUUUCUGGCUGAGUUCUGUGAAUUAGAGUUAUCUCCUCCUCGGCCAGGGUAUAGAGUUGUUCUGGGCUAUCCCAUCUCGGCAUUGCAGUAUUACAUAGAGGUGACACUCAUUGGAUAUGUGGAGACACAAGUACAGUCAGUCAGUGGACUCACCUUUAUCACAGAGGAAGGUGAAAUUAAGUCUCAAACAAAAUACCACGGCCCUGUGGAUGAUCACUUCUAUGUCUUGUCUGAGCCUUUCCCAUCUGACCCAUUUUACAUACAGGUGGAUGGAGUUCUCCACUCAGGUCAGGCUUUUAGUCGUAUCUUCCCAACAAUGGUGACAUCAGUUCAAUGUUCAGUGGAGUUGGUGGUGGACAAAUCUGUAAUGGCAGCACAAGCAGGACACGAAGCCACAGCCUACUUCAUAGUGGAGAAUUUUGGUCCAGAUGCAACUUUUGAUCUCUUUGCUACAGAUGAGGAAAAAUUUGUUUCACAUUGGAUUCCCAAGAAGUCAUCCAUUCCUCACAUGGGUUCCAUCAAUGUCACUGUGGUGUACAGGGUGCCAGAAACUGCAGUGCCUGGCCACGUGAGCACCGCAACAUUGACAGCCAAAUCAAGACUCCACGAGUACAACGUGAACUCAGCCAUCUCUCACUUUUAUGUUCUUCCUGAUGUAAUAGAUGAAAAUCCACCAACGUGCAUCAGCAAUGAUGUGACAAACUGUGAAGGCUACAAUACAGCAGAGUCUUGUGCUGGAGGUUGGUGGUCAGCCAAGGCCACUCUUCAGGACAAUGAACUGGGUAUGGAUAAAAUCUACUCCCGUCCAGCAGACAACCUUACUGUGGAUAGUUUUUCUGAGGGCUCAACAUAUCCUAUUAAUGCCACAUUUACCACUUCUUGUUGUGUGCGGAAAGCGGAGGUGAUUGGUCGUGACAGGCUGGGCAAUACUGGGAAGUGUGAAUGGGAUCUCGGUAGUUUCACUGGUCUACUGCUGGAGUUUGUGGUGGAGUCCGUGGGAGAGAGCUGGGUGUACCUGAGGUGGAAUGUUAGUGAAGUUCGAGAUGACUUUGAUAGAUACUCUAUUCUGAUUGAUGAAGAUUACACAGACAGUUCACGCUGCUCCAGCCUUGUGUGCUACAGAAAUGUGACGUAUGUGGAGCCAUGUACUUUGCACACCUUCACCCUCACACCUCACUACAAGAGUAGCGAUGGAGCAGAAACGCAAGGUUCCCCGCAGUACACUGAUGCCGUCACACUGGGUCCUGCUCCUCUACCACCCACCAAUCCCUGCAUUGACUACACUAGCGACACCACAACCAGCCUCUCUUGGACACCCCCCAGUAAUCGUGCUUGCCUCGACCACUACCAAGUGUGCUUCAAGAGGUUUGCUUCAGCAGAGAAGUGGUGUGAGAGUAGUACUAAUAACAGCAUUGCUCUAAAGAGGCUGCAGCCGUGCACUCUUUACCAUAUAAACAUCACUUCGGUCUCCAUUUCUAGCCAGCUUAGUGAAGAUGCCCUUCUCUUUGACACAAACACUGAUGAUGCAGCUCCUGGUGCACCACAGAACCUGAAGAUAAAUAAUCAGACAGAACAUUGGGUGUCAUUGUCUUGGGAUAAUCCACUUGAGAGGGCCACCUGUGUGGACAGAUGGAUGAUUUCCAUUCAUGAUAAUGAAAUAAAAUACCAGGAGAUUGAGAUUCUGGCUGACAAUUAUGCAACAGUUUCUGAUCUCAAGGCCUGCAAAAGCUACACCUUCCUUGUAUCUGCUGUUUCUCCUGAAGAGGCUCAGGGCAGCACAGAGACAGUCAAAACCGUGAUGGAAGAAACAGAGCCAACAACAGUGACAUCAGUGAAGGCCACAGCACUGAAUGCCAGCAGUGUGGAAGUGGUUUGGGUUCCUGCAAUCAUUGAGGAGUGUGUCCACCACUACCUUGUUUGUAUCACUCACCUCACCAGCUUAGUGCAGGAGUGUCACAAUGAUACAGAUCUCCAACAGACCUUCACAGGCUUGGAAGCUUGUGUGGACUAUGAAGUCACAGUCACUCCAGUUUCUCCUUCAGGCAACCUUGGCAGCUUCACCUAUGAUCUGUCCAGAACUACAGAUCUUCGCCCUGGUCCUCCCACCAAUCUCAAAGUGACAGACACUAAUGCUCACUCUGCACUUGUCACAUUUGGACCACCACUGGAACAUCCACUUUGUGUCAUACAGUAUGACAUUGAGGUAGAGGAAAUGGGAAGUGUGAAGUCCAUCAAGACACACUCUGCUAGUGUGCUUCUGCAACAGUUGCUGUCAGGUUUGAAUGCAUGCAGUGACCACGAAGUUCGGAUCUCUGCUGUUACUCCCUCUGGACUUGAAAGCGAAAAGGCAAAUGUUAACUUCACAACAAGUGAGGACACGCCUUCAGCUCCUCGAGCCCUCACCCACAUCACAGUCACUGUGGACCAAGUUGAGCUGCAUUGGUUUGCACCUCUGACCAAUCGCCUGUGUGUUGAUAUGUACAAAGUGUCUUGGACCAGCGGCAGUGACAGUGGCAACACAGACUACACCCCUUCAGGUUACCCACCAGAGGUGAAGAUGGCAGUGAGUGGACUGGAAAGCUGCUCAUCAUACACAUUUACUGUAGUAGCAGUGACACAUUCAGGAGAUGAGGGAUCUCCCACUACACACACUGUCUCUACCACCUGUUAGAAAACUUGGAAGCUCACGAUAAAAAGGAUGCAAUAUCUUUUCAAUAUUACAUAAGGCUAGUUCUCUUUCUGUUAGACAUUUCCUUAACUUUCUUUAUCUUUCUCCUCUAUUUUUUUUGGGGGGGAUAAAAUAUCAUUGACAUUAACUACUCAUUUUAAAAGUUACCAAUAUCAUGAGUGCAUCUUUGAUAGUAUUUAAAAGUACCAACUUGCUAUCACUUUCACUUCAAAACAUUGUGCCUUAGCUAAACACUUCAACUCAUCCCAAACAUUAUAUUAUUCACACAUUAAUGGAAUUAUAAAUAACUUACAAAACUAAUCUUACAACUGCAUGAAAAAUUUAUGCCUUUUUGCAAAACUGACUUGCACAUGAAUGUGUACCUUUGCCUUAUGUUAAGGGAUAAAUAAUACUGCAUGUAACUUAGAAUAAUUUGUCAUUUCUUCAUAGUAUUAUACAACUACACAAACACACUGUAUAGAGCACUUAGUAUAAAUAAUCUUUCAUAAUAAAGAGCACCACUACAGUCAAUAGAACAACCUUUAGUUUCAUGCAUAUAUAAUUUCAUCCAAAUUCCUUAUUUCAUUCAUUAUUACCUGUUUGUUGAGACCUCCCCUAUUUGCAUAGCUGUACAUGUUUACUGAGGUUCCCUAUAGCCCCUACAUUCCCUUGUUUCUCAAAACUUAAGAGUGUGCUUAUAAGAUGUAUCAGCUUAUACUUCAGAUCCCAGCAUCUUUUGUAUCAAAACUAUAUAUAUAUAUCUAUACAUAAUGCAUGCACCUGAUAUUGUUUACAUCUCCUGUAAAAAUUUGUGGUGUUAGAAUUUCCAGCACUAACUUGCAUGUUUGACACUGUUUUACCUUUCCUUCACUACCACUCCUUCUCCAUAAGUUGUAACAAAAUAUUGCUUGAAUUUUAACCCCUUCACUACUGGGACACAUUUUUGCCUUAAGAUUUGUGUACAAUUAGACCAUUUUAUUGACAUUAUAAGAUCUAUGGAGGUCAGAAGAUUGAUGGGCUCAGUCUUCACUAUUUUAAGCCCCCACAUGAGUUUCUGAAUCUGUAUAAAAUCACCAUAGUAAGCAGAAUGAAUAUGGAAAUGCAUCAUGGUACUCAAGGGGUUCAAGAAACUGGGCACAUUUUAAAAAGCAAUCCUAGCAAGUCGUCUUUACAAAUGUCGUGAUCCAUGAGAUGCUAAGAGUGGGCCUAUCCUGUUCUAGCAACUUAUGGCAAACACAGCCAAUAUGAUGGUCCCACAUUUCCAGCUCAUUAAUUAUUUACCCAGAUAGGACAUACUGAAUGAACUUAGUGAUCUGAAAGUCAUCAGAAGAUAUUGUUUAGACUGUAGGUAUUCUCUUUGCUAUUUGAUUUAUGUAGUGAGAGAUGCCUAACAGUGACAUAGAAGGAAAAAAUCCUCAACCCCCUAAAUUAAGGUGUUCAUAACACUUAGAUACCUUGCUGCUGAGAAAAUGCAAUUGUGUAGUAGUGUGCCUUGAGGAUUACUAAGAGAGCCAUCCUUGUCACCAAAUCAUUUGAAUACUAUUAUGUUUAAGGUCUUCCUAUGGGAUCACAUUUACCGCAUUUCAAGGUUUGAAUUGCUAUCUUAUAUACAUAUUGUAUCUCCUCUUAAAAAUAAAGGGAAUAUUUUUAUAAGCUAUAAAAUUUUAAUAAAGGCAGUUUUUGCUUCAUUUUCUUAAUUUUUAAAUGAAAUCAGCAGCACACAUAGCAGACAGCUAUGAUAGAUAGGUCCGCUAGUCAGAAAUUAUGAUAAAUGACAUGAAUAAGCUAUGAUAAGAAUCUGUCAUAGCUAUGACAAAUGCCAUAUAUUAAUUAAAUAUGUUUUCUGAGGUAUAAAAUUUUUAAUGCAGUAGAAUAUUAAUUAUGUGAAGUAGUAUUACAAGUUGCCAGCCACUGUAAUACAGUGAGAUUGCAUGUUCUUUGGGGACCAAGGAUCCUCAGGCACACAGGGAAACAAAAAACUUUUUUUUUUUUUUUAUAAUAUAGCCUAAAGAGCCUGUAGGUCUGGUUGGGAAGCACUGUUCAGCUUCUACCCGUUAGUGGUGCUGGCAAUUUCAUUAAUAGUGGUACCCAUAUCACCACCCAAGUGCAUCUUUGGUGUAAGGCAAUUACACCUCCAUCUAGAACCUGAAUAACAUGUGUGACAUGUAGGUAACUUUAAACCACUCAACAAAUGAUGGAAGUUUCAAGACAGCGUGUGGUGGGAUUCGAACCUAUGCAUAAACGUCUGCCUGAUCCCAUGCUCACCACCUUAUUCACUAUGCCAUUGCCUCCCUGGACAUGAGUGAUGUAGUUUUAGUUAGAAUUAUGUUUCAGUGAUUCUUAAAUAUUUUUGCCAUUGUCUGAUAAAGAAUACAUUCAUUAGACACGCAAACCAAGAUAAAUUCAGAAAAUUCUUACCAACAAAAUCAAUUCUGAGGAGCUAUUAUACAACUUUGUUAUUUUCAUGGGAGAACAAAAUCUAGUUGCAUAUUCCUGGUUGAAUAAGAGGAAUUUUGUCUUCAUAUUCCUUGUGUAUCAUAAAGGGUAGUGAAAACACUUCUAUACAUUUAUUCCUACAGUGACAGUGUAACAUUUUGUUUCAUCUACAUACACAUCUUUUAAGGGGAUCUAAGCCUGAUAUUAAAGUAUGAGAAGGUUAGACGCCAGUCAUGCUUCUCAUCUUUUGAAUUAGUAAACAGGCAAGGCAUCCUGGAAAUAUGUAGUAGACAAAUCUACAUGCACAAAGACUUUACAACAAACUCUGUCAUUCUUUAUGAUAAUAAUAUCCAAGUUACUGAUGAUCUCAAGGUUAUGCAUUACCAAAUCUGGUUAUUGUGUAUCAAAGCAAUAUGUUACACACACAAAUGAUAGAUAACCCUUCUUACAUUUAUGUGAAUCCAGUCAGGAGUGGCUUGAUGCAUGUCAGCUAGUCAUAUGUUUGGGAGUUUGCAGUUAUCUUGAGAUUUUAUUUAGGUGCUAAGGGUUAUUUUGGAGGAUAUGCCUCAUUAACAAAGAAAAAAAAUUGUAUUAAAAGUUGUUAUACAUUA